GGGACCUUGCUCUGCAGAGCGGCUGCAGGGAGCAGCAGCAGCCUGGUCGCAGCUGUCACCCACGGGUGACCGGACGACGUCCGCGCGGGCGGCAGAGGCCGAGCCAGGGACUACACUUCCCAGUGUGCCAGGCGGGCGGGGUGCGGCGGGGAGGGCGCAAGCUCCUUCCCAGCAAAGCGAAGGCGGAAACAAAAGAGCCCGGCGCCGCCGCCCGCACACUCGCGCACCGCGCCCGGGCGCACACGGAGCAGCCCCGCGAGGCGGCAGCCCGGGACACGCGGACCCGCCGCAGCCCCUGCCGCCUGCCCCAUGGCGCUGAAGCGGAUCCAGAAAGAAUUAAGUGAUUUACAGCGUGAUCCACCUGCUCACUGCUCAGCCGGACCCGUGGGAGAUGACCUGUUCCACUGGCAAGCGACCAUCAUGGGGCCCAUUGCUUUCACAACAAAAAUCUACCACCCAAAUAUAAACAGUAACGGAAGUAUUUGUCUUGACAUCCUGAGGUCCCAGUGGUCGCCCGCUUUGACUGUAUCGAAAGUCUUGUUAUCCAUAUGUUCGCUGCUCUGUGAUCCUAAUCCAGAUGACCCCUUAGUACCAGAUAUUGCACAGAUCUAUAAAUCAGACAAAGAAAAAUACAACAGGCACGCGCGAGAAUGGACUCAGAAAUAUGCAAUGUGAAGUUUCAAACACUUUCACUUCCGCCAGAGUACUGUAAAAUCUCUGUCUUUUCCAUCGUUAGCAGUAAGCCAGGUGCCGUUUGCUGUGCCCUUUGUCCCACGAGCCCUUUGGUUUUCACUCAUUUUAAGUGUGUUUAUGAAGCAAGACAAAAAACAAACUUCCAAAAAAAAAAAAAAAAAAAACCAAUACCCCGGAAACUCUGCUGAGAGCAUUUAGCAUCCUGUGCUCAUCGACAAGGACCUUUAUUUCGGUUUCCGAGACCCUUGGACCUCCCCCACAUCUCCAGCAAGAUCUGCAAUGUGACUGAAAAGCAACCAGACGCUUCUCCUUCUCUGAAGUGAGAUGUUUUCACACGGGGAAACACUGUACGUGCCGUCCAAGAUGUCGUUGUUGUCACUUUUAUAAAUCUGAAUUCAGAUCUCAUUCUUCGUUAGCUCACUUUAUAAUUUGUAUUUUUUUACUGUAUAGACUAAAUAUAUUCUAUGUCAACUCCUGAUUCUCCCCCCCCCAUCCCCUGUGAACAGUAUUGAAACCCCCAACAGCUGAUGAUGAAUUAACUGUCCCUCCUCACCCCUUGUCUAAGGAUAAUCUGUGGGUUGAAUGCGUGUAUUUCUUAAACCGGAACUGAUCCGCACACUGUAUUUCUCGGUAUACUGAUUAGGAUGGAGAAACACUUGUUUGAGUUUUAUUGUACUUGACUUAACUUUAUUGCAAUGUGAAUUAAUUGCACUGUUAGGUAGGAAGGUGUGUGACUUUUUUUGUUGUUGCUCUUCACCUCUGACCUUUUUUUUUUUUCCUGUAUAGGCAAUAUUAUAUUGACACCUUUUACAGAUCUGACUGUAGCCUUUUCCAUAUAAAUAAAAUGCUUUUUCUACUA
This is a messenger RNA of Apodemus sylvaticus (European woodmouse), 1552 nucleotides long. It is a transcript of the gene Ube2d1, whose product is annotated as ubiquitin conjugating enzyme E2 D1. The record is from RefSeq and is a predicted model, not a curated record. Gene Ontology annotation, cellular component: nucleus. Bases 310 to 675 code for a protein of 121 amino acids. Gene Ontology annotation, biological process: protein polyubiquitination; ubiquitin-dependent protein catabolic process. The transcript has 6 exons. NCBI's taxonomy places the organism in Eukaryota, Metazoa, Chordata, Mammalia, Rodentia, Muridae. Gene Ontology annotation, molecular function: ubiquitin conjugating enzyme activity.